Messenger RNA from Ahaetulla prasina, 2198 nucleotides. RefSeq names its product dimethylarginine dimethylaminohydrolase 2 (gene DDAH2). The coding region runs from base 374 to 1234 and encodes 286 amino acids. Gene Ontology annotation, biological process: arginine metabolic process; positive regulation of nitric oxide biosynthetic process. Gene Ontology annotation, molecular function: dimethylargininase activity; amino acid binding. The record is from RefSeq and is a predicted model, not a curated record. The transcript is spliced from 9 exons. Lineage: Eukaryota; Metazoa; Chordata; Lepidosauria; Squamata; Colubridae.
AAGAGAAGGCGCUCCGGUUGCGGGGAACCCCUUACUCUCCUCUGUCCCUUUCUCUGGAGUCUCCAGCAAGAAAGAAGGGGAAAAAAAACAAAAAAAACGAAAGGAGACGGGACUUUCCAGUGAAUGGACUCGCCGAAGGAGCGAGAAGAAGAAAUUAGGCUGUGGAUUGAAAACAGAAUGGAAAAGUAACUGGUCCAGAGAAGAACAGGGGUGGGGAGGGAGCUCCUGCAGUAAAGGAAAGAAACAAUAUACAUUUCUUUCCUUGACAAGCUCAUAGCAAGAGUUGCCUAGCUUUUCAAGAACAAAGAAUUGAAUCAAGAGUUUCCAGUGUUUUCUUGGUUGGCUGAAUAAAGGAAAAGAGGAGGAACACAACAUGGCCAGCGUCUCCUCCUUUGGCAAGUACACCCACGCCAUCGUCCGCUGCAUUCCUUCCUCCUUUGCCUCAGCGGAGACCACAGCGGAUGGAUCUGACAGUGGGGCUGAUUCGGUGGACCUAGCCAAGGCUCACCGACAGUACGGGGUCUAUACUGGCAUACUGCGCCAGAAGCUAGGGCUGCAAGUCAUUGAACUGGCGGCAGACGAGGGCUUCCCCUAUGCCACAUUGGUGGGGGAUCUGGCAGUCAUCCAGGGAGAUACUGUGCUCCUCACUCGGCCAUGGAUGCCCACGCGGCGAGACGAGAUCAACUGUGUCAAAAAGGUCUUGGAGGAGCUAAAACUUCGGGUCAUGGAAAUUACAGAUGAGGGAGCCACCCUGGAUGGAAGUGAUGUGCUCUUUACAGGUAGAGAAUUCUUCGUGGGUAUUUCCAAAUGGACCAAUCAUAGAGGAGCAGAGAUGGUGGCUGAUGCUUUUAGAGAUUUUGCUGUUUCUACCGUUCCUGUCUCAGGCACAUUGCAUCUCCGCAGCUUCUGCAGCAUGGCGGGACCUGACACCGUUGUCAUAGGCAGCAGUGAAGUGGCCAAGAAAGCCAUGAAGACCAUGGAACAAUUAACUGAUCACCACUACGAAACGCUGACAGUUCCUGACGACCCAGCUGCUAAUUGUAUCUAUGCUCGUCUGGGCCAGAAGAGUAGCGUCCUUUUGCACCGCAGCACAGAAGAAUAUCCGAAUAGCGUGCAACCUUUUCAGAAGCUUCCAGAUUACACCCUGAUCCCUGCGGCGUGCACAGAAGUAGCCAAACAUGGUGGGACUCUCACUUCCUGCUCUCUUCUCAUCAACAAGAAGCUGGAGAUCUAGUGCCUAUAGAUCCACACAAAAAUACAGGUUCCCCCCAGUUCCUGGAGCCCUUUCCUUGUUUUCUUUGUGCAGAGCAAUGUAGCUCUUUCCCGCUCCCCCCCUCUACUUCCUUACAAAGCAGAGUACCACCCUAAUUCCUACGCCUGCUAAUUAGAUCACAUUUAAAUUUGGCAAAUUCGGUUUCUCUUUUAAUUUACAUUGGACCUUCUCUCCCCACCUACCUCUUUUUACUUUUCUCUCUUUACCUUUUCUUAAGUUACCCAUAAGGAACGCGGUUGCUCAGUGGCUAAGACGUUGAGCUUGUCGAUCGAAAGGUCGGCAGUUCAGCGGUUUGAAUCCCGAGUGCCGCGUCACGGGGUGAGCUCCCGUUACUUGUCUAGCUUCUGCCAACCUAGCAGUUCGAAAGCAUGUAAAAAAUGCAAGUAGAAAAAUAGGGACCACCUUUGGUGGGAAGGUAACGGGGUUCCGUGCGCCUUUGGCGUUUAGUCAUGCCGGCCACAUGACCACGGAGAUGUCUUCGGACAGCGCUGGCUCUUCGGCUUUGAAACGGAGAUGAGCAGCGCCCCGUAGAGUCAGCACAUACAUGCGAGGGGAACCUUUACCUUUACCUUUAUGUUACCUUUUAGAAAGAUUUUUCAUUCUGGCAUAAAUAGGGGUUUAUAUCUCUUGCUUCCAAAACUUGAUAAAAGCCACACCAAGGAACCUUGGCUUUACAGCAAUUUGUCAGUAACUCCUAUUUUAUAAUAAGAUUCUCAAAUUUUCACCCUCACUUGGAUGAUUUAAGAUUAACAGUGCUUCUUCUUCUUCUUCUUCUUCUUCUUCUUCUUCUUCUUCUUCUUCUUCUUCUUCUUCUUCUUCUUCUUCUUCUUCUUCUUCUUCUCCUCCUUCUCCUUCUCCUUCUCCUUCUCCUUCUCCUCCUCCUCCUCCUCCUCCUCCUCCUCCUCCUCCUCCUCCUCCACCUUCU